This is a messenger RNA of Homarus americanus (American lobster), 4167 nucleotides long. RefSeq names its product lipase member H-like. The transcript is spliced from 10 exons. The record is from RefSeq and is a predicted model, not a curated record. NCBI's taxonomy places the organism in Eukaryota, Metazoa, Arthropoda, Malacostraca, Decapoda, Nephropidae. Gene Ontology annotation, molecular function: lipase activity. Bases 387 to 1325 code for a protein of 312 amino acids.
ACAGUGUGUAACAGAGACGUGACCGAUCGCCCGGGCGGCUAGCGAGCCGAUCAGUGGCGAAGAGGAUAAAAGGAAAAGGAAUACAAGCUGCUCUUUUUAAAUCUUCCCAAACAAUACCUAGGAUGCUACCAGCGUUCAAGAGAUAGGGAGUCGGGACUCGGCAGGCUGGAAGGUCUACUACUUACCAUAAGCGACCUACAGUCCGACGAGUCACUAACUUGUGUAACAUUAGAAGUGAAAGGAUAGCUGAUGUUCUCUCAGCGAAAUACGCUAGUUAAUUGAUCCAGAGGAUUGACAAAUUAUGUUUCAUGGACUAUUAGGUGAUCCAUCCAAAACUGAAGAAAAUCGACAAGAAAACAUAAGAAAAGGUACCAAGGUGUUACAGGAUGACAAAAAUCCAUGUAUCAAGGAACACAAGUUGUCAUUCAAGUGUUUGGAUGAAAAUAACUACAACAGAGAAACUUGUGCUGUCUAUUUUGAGAACUACAAGAGGUGUAGGGAGUUCUGGUUUACAUGAAGAUAGAAAGGAGUUUAAAGCAACAAAAGAAAGCAUUGCAGCACUGCCUGUCACUCCCUCUACACCAGUAUCCAUUAUAAUCCAUGGCUACACUGAGUCUUCUCUCAGAUCUUGGGUAGUUGACCUCACUGAUGCAUUGUUGUCACAUGACCUGAAGAGUGUUGUAAUUCUGGUGGACUACUGGGACCUAGUGACCAUCUCCCGCCCAUACAUGAUGAUCAAUGUCAGACACAUCGCAGACAUCACAGCAAGGAUGAUUGACAUGCUAGCUGAGGAAAAAAGUGUCGAGCUAACCAACAUACAUAUAAUGGGCUUCAGCUUAGGUGGAAGAAUCAGUGGCCUUAUUGGUGAUAGGAUUCAGACAGGGACCAUUGGGAGAAUGACAGGUAUGGAUGCAUCAUAUCCUUGGUUACCACCUCGAAUCAAUGAAGAGUUCUUAGAUGCUGGAGAUGCCAUUCUUGUAGUCAACAUUCGAACCUCCUCAAUAGGAUCUCAUUCCCCUCCUGGCCACAUUGACUUUUAUGCUAAUGGAGGACUGUCACAACCAGGUUGCCAAAACUGGUAUUUUCCAGAUACAGCAAAACAAGUUUGCAAUCACUACCGUGCUGUUGCACUCAUGAUAGAGGCAGUAAAGUAUGCUGGAAAAGAGGUCUUCUCUGCUUGUGGUUGUCCAGAUUUGCAGAGCUUUCAAAACAACACCUGUGAUUGCCAGAUAGUUAAUAAUUUUGGACUAUAUCCAAAUGCAAGUGUGUUGGGUAACUUCUAUUUCUCUACAAAUUCAGAGCCUCCUUAUUUAAGGAAUUUAUAGAUCUCUGCAUGACCUACCUCAAGAAGCAAUGCUCACCUGUUGCUUUGCCACCACAGGUCAUGGUAAUCAAUAAAAAUUAUGACUAUAGAAAAUACUGUCACUAGCUUUGAAGCUUUACUGUUUUGUAGGCUUUAAUGGGUAAGCCCAAAUGAUGACUAUCAUUUUUGUGGAAAUGUUUUAUUUUAUUUAAAUAAGUAACUUUCAGUAAUUUGACUUGAUUAGCUUAAUGGUACUCUUCGUAGUGAUGGUUGUCAACUCUGGUUAUAGCGUCAAAAUGGUGUAGUGUGUUACUUCUACGAUAUAUCAGGCGUGUCCAGUAUUCAUUGAAUGCUUUAUGUUGUGGUGUAUAUUCGAGAUUUGAGAUGGUUGAGGGAGAGGGCGGGGAUGGCUUUUAUGUCCUCUUCUUGCAUUGCUUCUUGGGCAAGAUGAACGACACAGGAAAUCGAAUUAAUGGCAAAAUAUUCAGUACAAAUUCUUCUCCACCCUUGAACUCAGCCUGCCAUCUGAUGUUUUGACAUGCUGACUGUUUGGCAGCUGCUGUCACCAUCGACAGUAUCACCCACUGAAGUGAGCCAUCCUUAUUUACCUAAUGGCCACCCACUAGAGGUGGUCAUGCCAAGGGAAAUAGGCUAGUGGCCUGUGUAGGAUCCAUCCAUUAUUCUUGAUAAUUUUGUCAAUAAUACAAUAUAGAAUCCUUGCUUAUUAUAUCCAGGUAUAAAUAUCCUGGACAGUACAUGAACUAUGCUUCAUUUUGAAGUGCUCUCCUUGACAUCGUAACAACCAUAACAAUGUGUUUGUUUGUUGAUCUUGUGGAUGGAUAUUAUGUAGCUUUUCUGAUCAAAUUUUUAAAAUAUUGUGUAAUUUUUGUAUUAUGUUGCAUUUGAAAUUAAUGAGUUAACAAGUGAGUGCAGGUUGGGUGUAGUUGCUUCAGAGCUGAACUUCACAUGUGAGAUGAUUUCAAUGUAUGUUUGCUCCAUGUACCUGUUUUGAUUCAGAUUAAACUCGGUUCACUUUUUUUGUGAUCAGGUGAAGCAAAGAAUGGUUUUCAGCAAAAACUUCUAUGAUCAAGAUGUCUUUCUGUUUUGAAUGGCAACAGCCCUUUUCUUUAAAGAAUUGGUGGACCCAGAUUUGUGUUGGAAAAAAAAAGCUCAUUUUAUAGUCUACCUUUUGCAGUCAGGACAUGAUAUGGUAAUGGUCAUGGAUGCACUGAACUAAUGUAUACAGUAGACCCUUGCUAUUUGCAGGGAUUAUCUUACUGAAAAUCCACAAAAAAUCAGAAUUUACAAAUGUAAAAAACUUGGUUUAGUGGAAAAAAAAAAGUACUGUAUUGCAUUAGGUUCCUGGUACAACUGAACUUGGGGGAUGAUGGUAAUUGGUCAAGAACAAUGACUAAUAAAUAUUGUACCUGCAAAUAAUAAUAAACUAUAAAGAGGGGAAGUCAGAAGGAUGACUCCUCUGAAGUUGCAGGUGUGAGGAAGGCUGGGGCUGGUGGUGCCUGACUUUGGAGAGGUGGGGGCUGAAGUUGAGAUAGAGGUGCUUGUCUUUGCAGGGAAUGUUAUGAUGCCUGAUGUUGAAGCAAAGGUAGUGGGCCAAGAAACACUGGUGAUUGGCAUUUGCAAGAAGGAAGGAGAAGGCUGGCAGGCAAAGCAACAUGCUUAGGCUGUGCAGACUGUUUAAAAUUUUACAUUCUGUGCACCUUCCUCCUAUGUCCCUAAUGUUGUUUGGGAAUGCACUAUCUCACACACACACACACACAUUAAUGCUAGGGGUCAGGGUUCAUGAAUAGAGUUAGUAAACAUUAACUUACUUGCAAAAUCUGUGCAUGAAACGUGUGAAACCUAGAAUUGUGAAUAGUGAGUGUUUCCCAUACAUGGGCCAUUCAUUUGCUUCAGAUCAUAACUAAAAUGGGAUUUCUGGAUUAAUCCCUCAUUUUGCAAGAUACACACCGUAACUACACCCGAACUAGAAGCCUCCCAUAUAGCCAUCAAAUGUUGGUGUUUCGAAGGUUUUAGAACCAUCAAAUGCAAUGGUUCUUGGUACUUUUGGGUCACAUCUUAGACAAAAGCCUUGCAAAAGGUUCAGGAAAUGAGUCAUUCUUUGAGAUGAUUCUGUCUCCAUAACCCUCUCUGUUCUGUAUUCACUAGGUAGGAGGGGUCUUUCCCCUCAUUACCCUUCCAAUGCAGGGGUGAAGGAACUUUACCCUUUCCAUCACUUACUUACACUUUCCCAUCCCAUGUCACCUUAUUAAUAGGUUAAAUAUUUUCUCCACCCUAACCCUGGAAGUGCAGUCUUACCAGGAUAUUUUACUCCAAUUUCUUGUUCCCAAUCAGUGUGUCAAUCCCGGUUCUUUGGGGAGUCAGAGAGCACCUUUAUUAUUAUAUCUGCAUCUUAGUCAAUUUCUAUAACACCUGAAUCAUUUGUAAUUUUCUUCAUGUACUCAGUGCUAAAGACCAUAUUACACUGAUGGAAGCAUGUUUAAGAGUACUGAAUCAGUACAGUAUGCCUAUUUACAUUUUGAAAAUUGUGACUAUUAUUGCGAAAAAGAGGAUUGCUUAAGGUUGUGAUAAUAUAUAGGAAAGGAAACAAAAUGUGAAUAAUAAAGAAAUAAAUAUGUGAAAAAAUAACAUUAUCUAAUGAUAUGAAGCUGGGCUUGCACAAGGGAACUCUUGGUGGGGACUGAAUUUUUCAAUGUACAUAUUUCAACAAAACAUUUUUAGUUUUUUUGGUAGUACUGUACUGUAGUUUUAUUGAUUACAGAAGCCACUAUGUAUAUAACAUCUAGAUAUAAGUAAGAUGUAAUUACAGUACUGUAUUUGUAUUAAGUAUAAUUAUAAGAAAAUUA